Messenger RNA from [Candida] anglica, 1810 nucleotides. The record is from the annotation of a GenBank genome assembly. Lineage: Eukaryota; Fungi; Ascomycota; Pichiomycetes; Serinales; Debaryomycetaceae.
AUUUCUCUUAAUUCAACUAUUCCCUGUUCUUCAUAGUUUUAACCAAUAUUCAUUUGAUAAAAUUAUAAACAAAUCUAAUUACACAUAUUUAUAUUUCUUCACAAACAGAAUAUCGUGACUAUAUAUAAUCAAAUUAAGGGAGUCUAUCGACAAUAUACAUCGAAUACAAGCAAUCAAUAGAUCACCCCUACACCCAGACACCCAGCGUUUGUGUUUCACCCUUUUUUUAGAUUUCUAUUUUUUUUAUUUUUGGUCUUUGGUGAGUUAUCUACCAGGCACAAGAUCCUUGUCAUAUAUUGAAUUAAUUUGACUAUGGGAAACGUUCCUGCUAAGGAAGGCAAUUCUUCUCGUAGCAGAUCCAACACGUAUCUGGGGUCAGGAUACCCUCCAGGAAGUGUGUAUAAUGGACUGUCGGCCGGACUCCGGCGUAAUACUACUAGUUCAUCCACUAGUCACCCAUUAUUGUCAGAUAAACGACUGAAAAAAACUGAAGAGAAAGAUCGUCAGCGUAGAAAGCACGCACUCAAUCUCAUUGUCAGAGCCAUUGAAACAAUUGAUGGUGGAUUUCUAGCUCCAUUUGGCACUUAUAAACUGAAUCUUGAUUAUGAUACGGAAAUUGUACGGGAAAUGAUUAUAAAGAGACAAAUUGCCCCUUUCUAUACCCCACUUCAAGACCACAAUGAAAGUUGGAGUGCAGAGGAAUUGUUGGUCCUUAUCAAACAACUCCCUCUUCAUCUGAUUGAAGAAGCCUAUGCGGGGUUGGAUGGAGGUGAAGAAUCUGAAGAUGACAUUGAUAAUCAUAAAAUUCAUAAACUGGCAAACUUUUACCGUCGUCAAGAACAAAAACUUAAAAUUAAACAAUUAACUGUAGAAAUGCAAAAACUUCAACAAGAAGAAGAAUUGAAAUAUCUUGAACUUAAGGCAAAAAAUCUGAUGGAACUUCCUAGUGAUGAUUUGAUUUUAAAACUUUAUCAAGAUGCCACUGAAUGUCCAAUUUGCUUUUUAUAUUAUCCUAAAAAUAUGAACGUUUCAAGAUGUUGUCUUCAGAUGAUAUGUACUGAAUGUUUAGUUCAGAUUAAAAGACUCGAUCCUCAUCCACCUCAUGAUGAUCACACGGAUUCGGUAGCAUCUGAUUCAGUUAGAUCUCCUAGUACCGGUGAUUCCUCAUCUACAGGUCUCAUUGGAACAGCUUCAACAACAGCACAGAAUGGGACAGUUAUAACUCUUAUAUCAGAACCAGCAGCUUGUCCAUAUUGUGCCAUGCCCAAUUUUGGAGUUACAUAUGAUCCUCCUCAUGAUAUUAAAACAGGUAUUAAAUCUCUUAAACCGGGAUUAUUCAAUUCAUCCCCCGAUGGAGCUCAUACAACUUCUAGUGGAUCACUAGAACUCCCAAUAACAUCUCCGAUCCAAAAACCAAGGCGUAAACUUUCAAUGGCUGUAGAUUCACCUGGAGUGAUUACUAUUGAUUCAAUCCGUCCAGAUUGGGAAUCUAAAUUAAAUUCUGCUAGAAGCAAAUUGGCAAGGAAAGCAGCCACUGCUAGUGCUAUACACGCUUCAAAUCUCAUCAUAAAUGAAGGGGAAGGUGAAUCCAAUUCUAAUAAUCGAAGAAGUGCUGGUCAAAUGAGUUCUGUGGAAGAAAGAAUGAUUCAGGAAGCUUUAAGAUUAAGUUUAUUGGAUGAAGAAGAACGUCAAAAGAGGGAGAAUAAAUAGCGAUAAUCUAUAAAGAAGAUUUCAUUGCUGUGGAAGAAGAUUUUGUUGAAAUAGGGCUGAUAUAAAAUUUUAGUUGUAUGUAGUUAAAAGUGACAACUAA